Molecule: messenger RNA, 846 nt
Organism: Acanthosepion pharaonis
Lineage: Eukaryota; Metazoa; Mollusca; Cephalopoda; Sepiida; Sepiidae
Source: the annotation of a GenBank genome assembly
AUGAUUGUUUUUAUUUCUUUUUUCUUAUUCUUUUCUCUUCUUUUUCUCUCUUUCCUUUCUUUCUUUCCCUUGAAUUUCUCUCCUUUCUUCCUUUCUUUUCUGUCUUUCUCUCCCUCUCCUUUCUCUCCCUUUCUCUCCCUCUCCUUUCUCUCCCUCUCUCUCUCUCUCCUUUCUCUCCCUCUCCUUUCUCUCCCUCUCCUUUCUCUCUCUCUCCUCUCCUUUCUCUCCGUCUCCCUCUCUUCUCUCUCUCUCUCUCCUUUCUCUCUCUCUCUCCUUUCUCUCUCUCUCCUUUCUCUCCUCUCCUUUCUCUCUCCUCUCCUCCCUCUCCUCUCCUUCCCUUUCUCUCCCUCUCCUUUCUCUCCUCUCCCCUUUCUCUCCCCUCUCCCUUUCUCUCCCUCUCCUUUCUCUCUCCUCUCCUUUUCUCCCUCUCCCUUUCUCCCCUCCCUUUCUCUCCCUCUCCCUUUCUCUCCCUUUCUCUCUCUCUUUUCUCUCUCUCUCCUUUCUCUCCUCUCUCCUUUCUCUCCCUUUCUCUCUCUCUCCUUUCUCUCCCUUUCUCUCUCUCUCCUUUCUCUCCCUUUCUCUCUCUCUCCUUUCUCUCCCUUUCUCUCUCUCCUUCUCUCCUUUCUCUCUCUCCUUUCUCUCCCUUUCUCUCUCUCCUUUCUCUCCUUUCUCUCUCUCUCCUUUCCCCCUUCUCUCUCUCUUUCUCUUUCUCCCUCUUUCUCCCUCUCUUUCUCUCUUUCUUUCCUCUCUUCUUUCUCCCCCUCUCCUUUCUGUCUUUCUCCCCCUCUCCUUUCUGUCUUUCUCCCCCUCUCCUUUCUGUCUCUCUUUCUCUUCUAUACUCUUUAG